This is a messenger RNA of Selaginella moellendorffii, 1449 nucleotides long. Its product is annotated as ubiquinol oxidase 2, mitochondrial. The record is from RefSeq and is a predicted model, not a curated record. Gene Ontology annotation, biological process: alternative respiration. NCBI's taxonomy places the organism in Eukaryota, Viridiplantae, Streptophyta, Lycopodiopsida, Selaginellales, Selaginellaceae. Bases 98 to 1105 code for a protein of 335 amino acids. The transcript has 4 exons. Gene Ontology annotation, cellular component: mitochondrion. Gene Ontology annotation, molecular function: alternative oxidase activity.
UGGCACGAAGGAAGCGCUUUUUACAUCAACGGCUGGGUCUUCUUCAAAACCACUUGGUCGUAUUCCGUGAAUUUCCAUUGAUCGAUCCAUCGCGAGAAUGCAAAGCGCCAGAGGUGGAAUCCUUAGGCUGGUAGUGCGGCGCAUCUCUACUCCAUCCGCGGCGGCGCCGCUCGCUUCAUCGAAGAUCGCCGCUGUUCUCCCAGGCAGGGUUUUCCAGUUGUUCGAUCUUGGAGGUGGCGCUAGGGAUUACGGAUCUGUCGCAGCAGCGGUGAAAAGCGAGGAGGCCGAGGCCGAUCUCCAAUGCCAGGGGCAGCCGCCGGAAAAGAAAGAUGAGAAGAAGGACGUGGUGAUCUCCGACUACUGGGGAAUCCUCCCCAAGAAGCUCGUCGACGAGCAAGGCAAGCCAUGGCCGUGGAAUUCCUUCAGGCCGACCGAAGCGUAUGCUCCAGAUUUGACCAUCGAUCUCAAGAAGCACCACAAUCCCGUGUCGGUGGUCGAUAAGCUUGCGUACUGGACUGUUAAGACGCUGCGUAUUCCAACAGAUAUCUUCUUCCAGAGGAGGUAUGGAUGCCGGGCUAUGAUGCUGGAGACUGUGGCUGGAGUUCCCGGGAUGGUGGGUGGCAUGCUCUUGCACUGCAAAUCCUUGCGCCGAUUCGAGCACAGUGGGGGAUGGAUCAAAGCUCUGCUCGAGGAGGCCGAGAACGAGCGGAUGCAUCUCAUGACUUUCAUGGAGGUUGUCCAGCCCAAGUGGUACGAGCGGGCGUUGGUGUUUACGGUCCAGGGGGUGUUCUUCAAUGCCUACUUCCUGUGCUACGUGCUUUUCCCUCGAUUGGCACACCGGAUAGUGGGCUAUCUGGAAGAAGAAGCGAUCCAUUCCUACACUGAGUACCUCAAGGAGAUCGACAAGGGAACCAUCCCCAACGCUCCCGCUCCCGCCAUCGCGAUUGACUACUGGCGCCUUCCAAAGGAUGCAAAGAUGCGUGACGUUGUGGAAGUUGUCCGAGCUGAUGAGGCGCACCACCGAGACGUAAAUCACUUUGCAGCUGAUAUUCACAAGGCUGGCAAGGAACUGCGCUCGGCCGCUGCUCCUUUGAGCUACCACUGAUAAGAUCCCUGAGCAAGCAUGCAGAAGGAAUACGAAGAGUUUACAAUAAAAAAGAGGAGGUAAAUACAUACAUGCUGCCUUUCUAACAGGUGGCAAAUCUAUGUCUUACUUAUAGCAGCAGCUUUCUCUUUCGUUAAACUACGUGAAAGCCAAGAACAGUCGAUUCGCGUCGAGGGUCAAAACAAAAUAAAUCCCUCUGCGACGUCGACAAAUCUUUGCAUUCAAUAAGAAGGCUUUUCAUGUGGCAAGAAAAACCAGAGGUCACGAAGAUUCAAGAGCUCGCGACUUGAGUGGCCUGAUCACAGUCUGGUCACAACGGAAGGGUGUCCGUGAUUCAUCUGAAA